Porites evermanni is the source of this 4622-nucleotide messenger RNA. Lineage: Eukaryota; Metazoa; Cnidaria; Anthozoa; Scleractinia; Poritidae. The record is from the annotation of a GenBank genome assembly.
AAGAUAUCAUCGUGCCCUUGUGUCAUUCAGGCUCGGCUUGAUGAAAAGGUGUGUUGUCACAAUACAAAACUCCUGUCAAUGAAAAACAUACAUAUACCACUGACCAACUGAUCAGCAUCUUACAACAUCAAAAUGACUGACCAAAACACCAACACUAAAUGUGACCACCAGUAAAACAACGGAAACUGCAGAGAGAACUGUAAAAUCAAGAAAACUACUACAGUCGACUCUCUCUUAACGGACACCUCUAUAAGACGGACACCUCUGUAAAACGGACACUUAGAGUUGGUCCCUGCCUUUCUUUACUCCCUUUAUCUGACUCUCUAUAAGAUGGACACCUCUCUAAGACGGAUACUUAGUGCCGGUUCCAAAGGUGUCCGUCUUAGAGAGAGUUGACUGUACCACUAGUGUUGUUGUUUCCGACUAUAUUUUGGCAUUGAAACGGUUUUUUGUCGUUUGUUGGUCAAGAUGGAUGGCAAGGGUGAACAUGAGAGGAUGCGAAAAGUGUUUUCUUUAUGUUAAAUCGAUCAUCGAAAUGCUAAAAUAGCAAUGCUCAGUGCUCUCAGGACAAGUGCACUUUGUUGCAUUAAUCGCGAUCUCAACUUGCGUUUCUUUCGACCACGCACAAGGAAAAAGACCGGCGCAAAAGGAAUCCAAAUCAAGCAUGUUCGUAUUAUUUUGCUGGUGUAGGCCGAUCGUCUUGAGGCAACCGUAGAAAUAUGCAAUGUGGUACAAAGCAGUUUAACUGAAGUCUUUGUGUGGCAACUAAUAAAUUCCAAUGGAGCCUCUUUAGCAGUUCUGUGCCUUAAAAAGUCUGAAAGCCAACAAGCUCUCCGUGUCUUGCUAGGAAUCACCAUCGAUUCCUAUAGCGAUAGAUUUAAUGUGUUUUAGUACUAAUUAAAAGUAAUUUACUUCGACGGUCGAAGUGUGCCUGGGUAUUUAGAAAGCUUACUGACGCGUUUGCCUUAGUAAGGAAAGUAUUCAUGACCAACAGAUCUUAUGAAUAGUAAAAUAAAUAUGUUUGGCCGAUUUGAACUGGUUAAAACACUUCUCAAGAAGUUAAGAAGCAUUUACUCACCUUCAUUCAAAAGUCGUUCUGUCCGUAGUUUCUUACGCUACAGAAUGAGUACUAAAUCAAAUUGUCUGAGGGUGUUAAGAUACUUCCCUUAAUCUUUAAAAGGUAGCCGGGGGAGGAGCUUACUGACUUGCCGGUAACUACUUUAUCCUCUCUAGUUGUAAAAAGCCUGCUUUUUGUUCAAACAUUAAGCCCUUUAAGUCGCAGAUCCUUUGUGAAGAGGAAUUAUAAGUUUCAUUGGCAGUUUCAAUGCAAUCGAGAUCGGAUUUCUUUUCUUCUUGGCAAACACAGAGAGCACUUUACUUACAGAACUUAAGGAACGUACAAAGGGAAUCACAAAGUGCUGGAUUGUGAAAGUCAAUUGAGAUAUGCCCAUCGUGACUGAACUGAUGAAUCUACAAAUUGCUUGCUACUGUGCACUUUCGGCCAUAUCGCGGAUUAACACGAAUACAAUUAACAUUGUGUAUGGAAGAACAAAACAGCCAACUUCAAUAAGCUUUUUGCCUUGAAAUCAGUACUACAACGCUGUUACAUAUAAGUGUAUGGUAAUUUUAUGGUUUAAAUUUUAGCAGAAACUCAUAAGGGGCUUCUGAUUUUAGUCAUUCAAAGUAAUGGCCGUGAUACAUAGAUGGUUUCACAAAAGCAGAAUUCCUUUACUUAUAAUGGGCUUGUUGUUAAUAAGUAAGUAGAAAAAAAAGAUGUACUCAAGGCUCACCUAGACUUUUACUCUGGGUCUACUAGACAGGCUUUUACGGGCUUCAUUUCCUGAUGAAUCGCACAUUCAAUCAGGCGGAUUAUUGACCUUCAUUCUUAAUAUUGCUGAAAAACAUCAAAGAAGAUGCCGUUGCUAUCUAUCAAAGUUCUUGAUAUCUUUAGUAACUUUCCUGCAAACUUAACUGAACUUUGACUUUUCUUUGCCCAUCCUUGUCUGGAGUAUUGAACCGUUGUUUGAGGCACUAAUUAUCAAAAUUCCUUGAAUAGACUUGUUGCAAAAACGUAUUUUAAAAAAGAGAAAUCUCUAAAUCCCAUUUGAUUACGGACAGUUUGCUUCGUCCCAGAGGAAACUAUCGCUUACAUUUUCUCUAAAUUCAACCCACUUAAUACGGACACCUCGUUAAUACGGGCACUUUGUAUGGCUCCCUCAGUGUCCGUAUUAACGGGGUUUCGGCUGUAGUUCCUUUUCAUUACUAAGGGACUGUGCAAUAAUUAUCAGGAGGGGGGGGGGGGGCUGAAAAACUAGAGUUAUCUAGCAAAAAAUUAGACAGUACCCCCCUCCAAAACAAAGAAAAUUAGCUCUAACCCCCCUCUGUUAUGUUGAAAAUAACGUCGCACCCCCCCUCCCCCUCCCACCACCCAGCCAGCCUCUUCUCUGAAAACACUGGUAAACUCAAAACUGGACUGAGCUGCCAUCACAGCUUCAAUAAUGACAAACGUUAUAAUGUAACAUCUAGUAUCGAGAAGGAUGUUGAUCGCUUGAUUGAGGAUUUAGACAAAGCAUUUGCUAAGUACCGGGGUGCUUACCACAUUGGCUCAAAAUCUAAAACUUCUGAAGCAAGAAAGAGAAAGAAGCAGAGAAAAAAAAUCAAAGAACAGGAGAUUGAACGCUUCAAAUAACAUACGAAAAAGAGCUUGCAUUAUAUUUAGAUCCUUGGGAGGAGAGCCUGUUGAACUUUGUUAUGAGCCAGAUAUGUAUGGAAUUCAGCAAAUCGAUUCAGUCGAUGAAGAAACAUUACUUUUAUUCACAUCAAAAACCGACAAAGCUUGUCAACGAGAUCUGUUUGAUUCCCAUUUUUCUAAUGGGGAAAGCUGAAAAACAAGUUCAUGAUUUUUGCUUUACAUAGGAUCAGCUCAAUUAAUUAGGAGACAGGUUAAAAUUGAUCAGUUGUGAAUUUGCUUUUCAUUUUGAUGGAAUAUUUUUAAUAAUCGUUCAACAGCUGUUCGUAUUGAUAUUUGUUACAGUCUAUCAUGGUGCUUGUAUUGAGAAUCUUUUAUUGCGUUUAAUUUUAUUUACAUUUCGAAUAAAACUUAAGGGCCCCCCUCCGUCAAAUGAGUGAUUUUACUUUGAGCACCCCCUAUCUUGGCAGCAAUUUUAUGUAAUGCCCCCCCUCUAGUUUUUCAGCCCCCCCCCUCCUGAUAAUUAUUACACAGUCCCUAAUAGUGGCGGGGAGGAGCCUUUUGUCCAAUCAUAAAGUCCUUUUGCACGUAAUCUUCUGUAAAGGGGAUUUUAAGGUACAUCAGUUUUAACAAUUACAAUUUCAUCGAGAUGGAACGACGAUUUUUAAGAACUUCUCCUACCAAUAAAAAGUUCGCGACUCAAAUCAGAAAGAUUAGUGAACUUUCACGUAUGUAAUUGUUACUUACGUAGUACCAACUAGUUUGAGAUAGGUUUUUUAUUUUCCCAUUUUCCUUAUUCUCGGUCCUGUUAUCAUGUUUAUAGUUUUAACAAUUAUCCCACAGCUUUUAGUCAUUUAAAUAAUUUUAUAUUGAUUUAAAUAAUUUUGUAUUUUUCUUUUAAAACUGGGCGCAUUAGGUAGAGCUACUUAUAGCUAGGAGCCUAACAAACUGCAGCUGUUCGAGUAUAAAUAAAGUAUGAGUAUGAGUAUGAGACGACGAGCAUCUCCGCCAUUUUCAUAUGGGAACACCCCUUCUGUUUGAACAUAUGCUGUCCGUGAAUUGUGACAAUUUCAUAAAAGGGUCAAGGCCAUUGCGAGUACUGCGGAUUGUGACAUUAAUAAUCCAACUGCAAAUAAAAAGACAACAAUGUGUUUAAUUACUGACAGUUAAAUCUCAAGUCAAUCUGUUGAAACCAAAUUCUCCUGCAAAUCAUAAUCAGGACAAGGUUCAUGUUUAGAAAUAGAGUUUUAGUGUCUGUACCCAGGGGCGUUUUGAGAUUUUCGCGGUAGUCGCAGAACAAGGAAAUAUGAGGAGUUUUGGCGUGCAGCAUUAAGGAUAUUAAGAAAGCUUCAGAUCCCUUGCGGCGUGACUACAGCAGAAAAUCCCGAGAAAUACUGGAUGUGACGUCAUUCCGUCCAACAAGAAUUUGGCGUGAAGCCGUUAUAUGUGUUUAACAAACAGUGGUUCGUUCAUUAAUGCAUUGUAUUGCUUCAAUUCAUAACUGACUUAUGUUUUGGGUAAUAACAGGUACGUCUUAGCAGUAGUUUAAUUAUACAAUUCAUUUCCCUUUCACUAACGAGGCAGAUUAAGAAUAGAAGUUAGCAUGUAAAUACAUGCAAAAUACUAACAAAAAAUUUAAAAGCAAUUUUGCAUCUUGUACAUACGGUAAAUACUCGCUAUUUUAAAACUGAUUCGACUUUUCAUUCCUUAUCGUGUGGACUGCCAAGAACAAACUGAAACAAUCUCAAGCGACUAAAGAAGUUGGAAAAGAAAAACACUAGUUAAAAAAGUAUGGUUUGGAACAAUUCUAGCCAGGUUAAUGAAACUUCACUUCAACAAAACAGGGAUGAUGGAAAUCUUGAGACUGCUUUAUAUAGAAGUAUAUUUGGCAGCAUCGCAGUUCUUGCUUUCGUGGCCAAUCUUCUGCUGUGCU